Cuscuta europaea is the source of this 4357-nucleotide messenger RNA. NCBI's taxonomy places the organism in Eukaryota, Viridiplantae, Streptophyta, Magnoliopsida, Solanales, Convolvulaceae. The record is from the annotation of a GenBank genome assembly.
AAAUCGCGCACCUAAAUUAUAUCCAACCACUUGACACCCCUAUUUUCAACAAAAUCAACAAUGCCUUAAAAGGCUAAAACACUGGUGUAUUCCAUCAUCUGCCAUAUUUCUUCUUCAAUCCACUCUACUUUCUCCUGUUUUUCGUAGUUCUGCACACCAGCUUCUUCGGCAUUUUGAAUAUCCGGUGCGAUCUUGAAUUAUCAAGGCAUGGAGAAAGCCGAAACAAAUAAUGUAAACAACAAUGGUGAAGAAGUGGCUGAAAGCACGACAGCAGCCGACCACAGUGAAAGACCUAAUAAUAUGACAUGUAAUAACAACAGUGUUAUUCCUGCGCCAGUGUUGGAUGAGAGCCGCAGGGGAGAAUUUGGUACCGAUGUAAAUCAAGGCGACCAAGGAGCGCCACAGCCUUCUUGGAGAACUCCCUUCACUGACCUUUCCCAAAUAGAUGCCGAUCUCGCCCUUGCCCGUACCUUACAGGAGCAGGAAAGAGCAUAUAUGAUGCUUACAAUGCAUGGUAACGGGAGUGAUUAUGUCAGUGAAGAAGAAUAUGUACAUGACUACCGCCACGAUAGCUCGGGUGAUCCCAGUGAAGUAGAUGAUAGCCAUGUAGAUCUAGAUGAUGAAGAUGCUUUUGAUUUUCAUUCUCGUGAUGAAGCAAGCGAUGAUGAGAACCAAGGUAUUCAGUUGGACCCAGCUGCUUUUCCAAGUGAUGAGGCCUAUGCUAGAGCACUACAAGAAGUUGAAGAGAGGGAAAUGACAGCUAGAUUGCUCGCCCUUGCUGGACUAAAUGAAGGCAUAGCUCUAAGUGAAGAGGAUCAUGGUCAAAACUCUCAGGUACGAAGGCUGACCAUGUUCCUGCUCAUCCCGGGAUCACCUCGUAACUCUACUCGCUUGCCCCCCACCUCGAAGUUCAUGGUUAAUUUCUUCCAAUCUGUCCGGAAUUCUCCCAAUGUGGCCAACCAAUCCACGCCUAGAAUGAUAUCCACCCCCACCAAAGCAAAAACAUAACAAUCUGCGGCGAUAGCACACCCCGGCAACGCGAUAGGAAGUUGUCUACACACCCCAUCCGACUCCUGUCUAUGACCAUCUCCCAACUGCACCCCAAAUCUGCCUGUCCUGUCCGGUUUCAAUCGCAAUAGGGAGACCAGGGACGAAGAAAUAAAGUUGUGACUUGCGCCACUGUCUAUCAAAAUUGUUACAGUGCAACCCGCAACCACCCCUUGAAGUCUCAUCAUUCUAGGGCUGAAAAUUCCAGCCAUAGAAUAGACUGUAAAAUCUCCUUCAUCUCCCUCUGAUCCAUGUCGAUCCUCUGGAACAUCUUCCUGUCCGGUUAUGUCACAAAAGUCAUGUUGUUGGAGGUCCAACUCCUCGUCCUCCUCUGCUAACAACACUCGUAACUGCUUUAACGGGUAGUCGUGCCCUGGGGUGAAGGGUUUCUUGCAUUUAAAACACAAUCCCUUUGCCCGCAAUUCUUCUAACACUCUUGGCGGAAGCCGAGUGAACUUGGAACGUGCCGUAGACUGCCCAGACAGCCCUGAUUGUGCCCCCGCGACCUGUCCAGGAGCCUUGAGCCCGCUGCUACUCGAGCCCCUCAUGCUGCUGCCACUUGCGGCCAUGUUGCUACUCCCACUUGGUCGAGGAAAACCCCCCGAACGUGUCCCUGCAUUGUUGUAUGACUGACUCCCUCGUCCUCCAUUCUGAAAGGACAGAUUGUCUUCUACGUCUCUGGCUAGUUCCAUGGCUGUCUCCAAGCUAUUCGGGCGCAACAACCGCAACGAACCCCGAAUCGGCCCCUUUAGUCCAUUCAUAAAAUACCCGAGGUAAUGAUCGUCAGACAACCCUGGGACCUGACUCGCUAACUGGACAAAAAUCGAGAUGUACUCCUCCACCGUCCCUGUCUGCUUGACCCCGGACAAUCGCUCGAAACGACUGCCCUUAAAUCCAUUCAUAAAAACGACUGCUCGCCACCAGCCCCUGCGUGAACUCUUCCCACGUAAUGCUAGGCUUUCGCGUCCUUAACCAGGUUACCCAGUACAAGGCUGCCCCUUCCAUUGCCACUACAGCUGCUGCUACCUUCCUUUCCGGCGGAGUGCAAUUCAACUCGAACUGCUGCUCGGCCCUAGCGAUCCAACCAACGGGAUCCUCUCCGUCAAACGAAGGAAGCGUCAUGUCUUGUGCGCCACGCUGCCUUGGCUCAAACGAAGUUGCCGAUGUCUCGUUCUGAGAAGUCGCCGCUGAAGUCUUCCCUCCAGCCGUCAAUUGCGCGAACGCCGUCGUGAGCGCAACCAAGGAGGCUGCGAUCUCAGCCAGUUGCGCACUCUGCGCAUCCAAUUUCUGAUUCAUCGAGGCCUGUUCGGCCUCCACCUCCGUCAAAUGCUCGGUAUUAGAUCUAGUCAUUCCGGCGGAAACGGGAUCCGGCAGGUCGGACCAAUUGAUGAAAGCAGAAAAUCCAAAACUUCAAUAUUCUUGAUUAUUCUCACUAAACCCUAAUUAGGGAUAUAAAUACCGUAAUUAAAGAAUAACAUAAUAAUAAUUAAAAGAUACUCCCCAGGCCCAACAAAGAAACAACAGAAAUUAAAAGAUACUCUCCAGGCCCAAUCAAAGAAACAACAGAAUAAUUAUAAAUUAAAAGUCUAUUAUAAAAGAACCCAACCCACGAAGGUGGGCUCAAGCCCGUCCCCGCCUUCGGUAGACCAGCAGUGGUCUCGGCCUCUCCUUCUCCAAGUCAAGCUGCUGCUCCCUAUCAGACUUGUCUAGUAAAUAAUACUAGGGAUCUCCAAAGAUUCUCCAAUCCCUGAUUUAUUGGUCCUCCAGAUUUGUGAUAUUUGUAUGUGUGGUUUGCUGAUUUUUUUACUUUCCACUUUUUACGGUGGUAUUGGCGCUCUAUGAACACAUCAGUCUGACAUGUCAAUUCUUUUUUAGGAAUCCUGAUGUGGGAUUAAUGGAAUAGAAGUUGACGCUUGUCUGUUUUGCCUGAAUUCACGUGGAAGGCAGUGCUUUUAAUUACCCAUGUGGUUGUCGCAAUCACAUGCCAAUAUAUUACUUCUAGUGUAAUUUGUAACUUAAAACACACAAAAUGUUAUGUAUUUUCAUAGUUUUGACCCUCAAGUAGGUCCUACAGUCAUCAGUUUAAAAGGUGAGGUGGAAAAAGUAAAAUGUUGAUGGUGUUCGAUUUAGGAAUCCGGGUAAUCAACAUUAGUGUAGAACGAACUAAAAAAAGAAAGCAUGCCAAUGGUUGUGUGAAUUCACAAAAUACAUCUUAUAUACUCCCUCCGUAUUUUAAAGUUCCAUACACUUUCCAUUUUGGGAUGCAUUUAAAAGUUCCAUACACUUUCCCUUUUUGGUAAGUUUUUCCUUUAAAAAUACUCUAUUACCCUUACUUUUCUAUUUUUUAUCCUCUCUUUCCUACUUUUUCACCUUAUCUCCUACUUUUUCUAUACUAUUCCUUACCCCUACUAUUUUCCCUUAAAUCUUGUGCCAUAACCUAACGUAUGGAUCUUUUAAAUACGGAGUAUCAUUUUUCAGGAUGCAUGGGAGGAAGUUGAUCCAGAUGAACUCUCCUAUGAGGAAUUGAUUGCAUUGGGUGAAGUAGUUGGAACAGAGACCAGGGGACUUUCUCCACAUACAAUUGCCUCUUUGCCAUCAAUGAAUUACAAAGCAGAAAUUACCAAAGACGGGUUUAAUGAUACAUGUGUCAUAUGUCGAUUGGACUAUGAAAAUGAUGAGACCUUGACAGUGCUUUCAUGCAAACAUUCAUAUCAUCCUGAAUGUAUAAAUAUCUGGCUAAGAAUAAACAAGGUGUGUCCUGUCUGUAGUGCAGAAGUCCCCUCUUCUGGAAACAGUUAGCGGAGAUAUUCGCAUCUGCCACUGUUCACUGUUUCUGGAUUUCUGAUGAGACAAAGUUGAGGCUUCUAUGACCUGGGCUCAAGAAGAUCUAUAUCAAUUGUUUUUGCAAUUCUUGUUCCUUAGAAAAUACAGUGUUACUAACAAUGUGACUGUUAUAUUGCUGCUAUAUUUUCACAUAUCAUUGAGUGUAUAUUUUAAACAUGAAUGCAGCAGAUUUAUUGUUCCUCAUUGGUCAGUGUACCACCCAUCUUCAUUCCAUUGAGGUGAAAGCUGGCCCCUCUUGACAUGAAAGACUGGGAUAUAGUCAAAUCUGGUCUGAUUUGGGAAAAUCUGCUUCAUCUUUUGUUGUGAGACUAAAUAAAUGUGGAUGAUAAAGAAUAUUAUUUUAAUUAAAAUUAUUUUGAUGGAAUAUUAUUGGAUACUGUUUUAGAAAGAAGGAUUUUACUCCUAUAAGGAGAUACGGUUUAAUCAAAGCUUAAAUGAUAUUUUAGGUAUGAAAGCUACUUUGGGG